CUAGUUAACCUGUCAUAUCUCCUGUCAAAAAAGGAAAAAACACCCUCUUAUAUAGUCAUAUAUCUCUCCUCCGAUGUCGUCUUCACUUGUUCCUCUUCCAUCACCGUCGUUGUCCAUUCCUUCUCCACUGGUGCGCCGCUCGUUCAUUCUUUGCUCGUCACUCUUCCUCUUCAGGUAACAGCAUCCGCAAUUGAUGUCUACUACUCCACUUCUUCAAAUUUAUAAUUACCAUUUUCUACAACACUGCAUGACAAAUUAGCAAUGGGCCAUUUCCAUAAACUUAAAUUACACCUUAUUAUCAGAUGGGUUUCUUCUAAUUUUUCCCCAAGCCCCCUUAAAUCGUCACCAAAUUACCCAAUUUUUCGAUAUAAUUUUCCAUUGUAUUGUAAUUAUAAUGUGCAGCAUUAUUCCAAUUUAAUUAGCCCAAUGGAUGUUAACUUUAAUCAAAUUGAAGAUAUUGAUAAUUCAAGCUGCAAUAAUGGUGAGGCAAUGCCCAGAAUUUCUCGGAGCACUCAGAAGGAGGCUCAAGGUGCAUUGUUAGACUACUUGCAUUCCACAAGAAAUAUACCCUUUCUGGAUGCUCAGUAUGUGAGUGAAAACUCCCCUUGUUUUUUGAGGAAGUUGGUAGAUAAUGUCAAUAAUGAGCCUGAUAUAAGGCGCGGCGUGGCUCGCUUCUUGCAAUUUCGUACCAUAAACGAGUUUGAACCUUUUUUUGAAAGUAUAGGGUUGGAGCCUUGUGAGUUUGUUCCCCUCCUUCCAGGUGAUUUGAUGUUUUUGAGUGAUGAGGAUGGUUUGCUUGAUAACUGCCAUGUUUUGUAUGAUUAUGGGGUUAGUCGUGGUAGUAUAGGAAGGGUAUAUAUGGGGGCCAGAGAGGUGUUUCGAUAUGGUAGUGGGGUUUUGGUUUCUAAGCUUCGAGAUUUUGAGGAGCUCGGGCUAAGUAAAUCCGUUAUAGCUAAAGCUAUUAUCUACCAUCCUAGUCUUUUGAUUGAUGGUGUGGGUAAAGAGUUUUUUAAGGUGGUGUCAAGGUUGCAGUUUAUUGGUUGCGAAUAUGAUUGGGUUGAGCAACAUCUAUUGGAGAAUGCUUCCUACAAUUGGAUACAAAUCUUUGAGUUGCUACAAUUGCUUAAUGAUAUAGGUUGUGAAAAUAAGGAAUUGGGGUAUUUGUUGAGACGGCAUCCAGAAAUUCUAUUUAAUACUUCUGGUAGAUCAACUUUUUCAUUAAUUGGGUUUCUGAUUAAAUUUGGAUUCACUAAGAAUGAUAUAUGUUGGCUGUUUUUGCACUUUCCACAAGUCAAAGUUGAGAAAUUUGUUUGGAAUCUUGGACGUGCUUUUGAGUUACUUUUUGUGAUACAUAUGGAUGCUUUGAAUGUUGGAAUUAUUAUUCGCAAAAAUUUUAUGUUACUGGGUUCACGGUCAGUGAAGAAAGCAAAAACUUUGCUAAAUUUAAACAUAGGAAAGAAACGCUUGUGCGAAACCUUAAUAAAAAAUCCGUUGGUGCUAAAGAAUUGGGUUUUGAGAGAAAAAUCCGAACAAUUGCAUGUGACUAGACUGACGACUACAUUGCAUUCUCGCAUGGGUAGGAUUAGGUUCUUGUCAAGUAUUGGCUUCACAGAAGAUUCAAAAGAAAUGGAGAAGGCUUUAAAGGUAUUCCGUGGAAAAGGAGAAGAACUCCGUGAAAGAUUUGACUGUCUUGUCAAAGCAGGACUCGGUGAAGAGGAUGUCGAACAGAUGAUCAAAGCGUGCCCGAAGAUUCUCAAUCAAACAAAGGAAGUUAUUGAGACAAAGAUAAGAUAUCUUGUUAAUGAUCUAGGCUAUCCAGUGUCAAGUUUGAUGUCUUUCCCAGGGUACAUUGCAUAUACGAUGGAUAGGGUAAAGCUUAGAUGUUCUAUGUACAAGUGGCUUGUCAAUCAAAACGCUGUUCGCCCUACAUUGCGUUUGAGCACCAUAAUUGGAUGCACAGAAUCAUAUUUUGAGGAGAAGUAUGUAAGUAAACAUCCUAAAGGCCUUGUUGUGUGGCAGGAGGUUAAAAAGACAUUUUCUGUCAAAUAAGUUUCCCGGCUCCCUAUUUUUGUGGUUCUCCUAUUCACAGACAAAGUCUUCAACUACUUGUGCAUGCUGAAAAACUGAUUCGUUUCAAGUCUCAAACUCUAGGACCCUAUUCAGCAUAAUCAUAAAGAUCCAAAGGUGCAGCACAACAGGUCUCAUGGAGCCGACAAUCCAUCCCGACCCACGUGAUACUUCGGUUUUGACGUUGCAGGCGGAGCAUAGGAGUGAGGAUGUUUGGGGAGGGGGUAUGGACAAACUUUUGACGUGUCAGGGAGCACGUGCUUGGUUUAGGAGAGUGGGUGAUACAUGAUCGACUCUUGCAAUUUGUUAGGUUAGCAGGGUUCUAUGGUGUACAUAGAUUGAUUGGUGAUGGAUUAGCCUUAGAUAGGUCUUUGAUCACUGCAUUGAUUGAGAGAUGGAGACAGGAGACGCACACUUUUCAUUUGGCUGUUGGUAAGGCUACUAUUACACUACAGGAUGUAGCUGUUUUGUUGGGGCUCAGAGUUCAUGGAGCUCCUGUCACAGGAGAUGGUACUGGGGUGUGGGCAUAUUUAGUCAAGGAGUUGUUAGGGAUACGACAAGAGCCUGGUGAUGCUGCAAAACCUGUUCUCCAGGGCUCAUCAUUGAAGAUGACUUGGUUGAGGCGACACUUCAGUCAGGCCCCCUUGAUGACGCUGCUGAUAUUGUUUAUGAGAGGUUUAGCCGAGCAUAUAUUCUUGCACUUAUGGGAUCCAUUUUGUUUGCUGAUAAGAGCGGUGAUGCCGUGCAGCUCGUCUACUUGCCAUUGAUUCGUGACUUGGGUAGAGCUAGGACAUACAGCUGGGGGAGUGCGACUCUUGCUUAUUUGUAUCGAUAAAUGUGUCGAGCCGCUCGUAAACGAGCCCGUGACAUUGGUGGUCCACUUAUACUUCUGCAGUUAUGGUCAUGAGAGCAUAUUCACAUUGGUCGUCCGAGGAUUUCAAGAGUUCGCGAUCCUCCACCUCCCGACCCUGAGCAUCCUAUUGAGUAUGACGACGAUCCAUCUAUUCUUGGUACUCAGCAUCAACGUGGAGUGGACCCCUUAGCAUGCAGUUGGCUUAGGGUUCAUUUUUCAUGUGGCCAUACAGCUAGUGGACUCCCUUACUAUAGGGAUGCACUUGACCAUCAAAAAGAGACACAUGUAUUAAAUAUCUCACCUUACUAAUUACUCAAAUGCUUCUUUUUUUAUUAGUCUAGCAUGCAGGUAACUAAUUUGUUUUCUAGGUCAACAUAGUCAACUAAGGUAUUUUGUCAACUAAGGUCAAUUUAGUCAACUAAGGUCAAUAUAGGUCAACUUAGGUCAACUUAGGUCAAUUAAGCACCCUCAAUUUGAGCCCGGUCGAUUUAGUUUGGUCAACUUAGGUCAAUUUAAGUUAAUUUGACCUCGUCCGUUUCAAGUUAGAUCAACUUUGGUCAUUUUUUGUCAAUGUAGGUCAAUUUAAGUCAACUUGGUCAACUUUGGUCUAAAUUGGCCUAAAUUCAACUAAAAUAGCAUAAAAUGACCUAUAUUCACCUAAAAUAGCAUAAAAUGACCUAAAUUCACCUAAUAUAGCCUAUAAUAGCCUAAAUUCACCUAAAUAUGUCAACGUAGGUGAAGUUAGGUCAAUUUGGUCAACUAAGGUCAAUAUAGGUUAACCUAGGUCAACUUAGGUCAAUUAAGUCAACUAACAUCAAAUUGAGCUCGCCCGAUUCUAUUUAGGUGAAGUUAGGUUUAUUUAGGUGAAGUUAGGUGAAGUUAGGUCAACUGUGGUCAACGUUGGUCAGCUUAGGUAAAUUUAAGUCAAUUUGACCUCGUUCGUUUCAAGUUAGGUCAACUUUUGGCAUUUUUGGUCAAUGUAGGUCAAUUUAAGUCAACUUGGUCAACUUUGGUCUAAAUUGGCCUACAACUAGAAUAGCAUAAAAUGGCCUAAAUUCACCUAAUAUAGCCUAAAAUGGCCUAAAUUCACCCACAAUCACCUAAAUAUGUCAACGCAGGUGAAGUUAGGUCAAUUUGGUCAACUAAGGUCAAUAUAGGUUAACCUAGGUCAACUUAGGUCAAUUAAGUCAACUAACGUCAAUUUGGGCUCGCUCGAUUCUAUUUAGGUGAAGUUUGGUCUAUUUAGGUGAAGUUAGGUCAACUUUUGUCAACGUUGGUCAACUUAAGUCAACUUAAGCCAACUUAGGUGAAGUUUAAUAGCCUAAAUUUACCAUAAAUUGCCUAAAUUCACAAAAAAUUGCCUAAAUUCACCAAAAAUUGCCUAAAUUAAACUAAAAUCGUCUAAAUUCAACUAGAACAACAUGAAAUGGGCUAAAUUCACCUUAAAUUGCCUACAUUCACCUUAAAUGGGCUAAGUUCACCUUAAAUUGCCUACAUUCACCUUAAAUGGCCUAAAUUCCCCUUAAAUAGCCUUAAACAGCCUACAUUCACCUUAAAUGGCAUAUAAUGGCCUAAAUUCACCUAAAAUAGCCUCAAAUAGAUUCACUUCACCUAAAAUAGCCUUAAAUAGUCUACAUUCACCUUAAAUGGCAUAUAAUGGCUUAAAUUCACCUAAAAUAGCCUUAAAUAGCUCAAAUUCACCUAAAAUAGCUUAAAUUCACCUUAAAUAGCCUAAAUCCACCCAAAAUGGCCUUAAAUAGCUUAAAUUCACCUAAAAUAGCUUAAAUUCACCUUAAAUAGCCUAAAUCCACCCAAAAUGGCCUUAAAUAGCCUACAUUCACCUUAAUUAGUCUAAAUUCACCAAAUAUAGCCUAAAUCCACCUAAAAUAGCCUAAAUGCACCUAAUAUAGCAUAUAUCCUCCUAAAUUCACCUAAAGUAGCCUAAAUCCACCUAAAAUAGGCUAAAAUAGCUUAAAUUCACCUAAAAUGGCAUAUAAUGGCCUAAAUUCACCUAAAAUAGCCUUAAAUAGUUUCAAUUCACCUAAAAUAGCCUUAAAUAGCUUAAAUUCACCAUAAAUUGCCUAAAUUCACCAAAAAUAGCCUAAAUUUACCUAAAAUAGCAUAAAAUUUCCUAAAUUUACCUAAAAUAGCAUAAAAUAGCCUAAAUUCACCUAAAAUAGCAUAAAAUAGCCCAAAUUCACCUAAAAUAGCUUAAGUUCACCUAAAAUAGCCUAAAAUAGCUUAUGUUCACCUAAAAUAGCCUAAAAUAGCUUAAAUUCACCUAAUAUAGCCUAAAAAAGCUUAGUUCACCUAAAAUAGCCUAAUAUAGCUUAAGUUCACCUAAAAUAGCAUAAUAUAGCUUAAGUUCACCUAAAAUAGCCUAAAAUAGCUUAAGUUCACCUAAAAUAGCUUAAAAUAGCUUAAAUUCACCUAAUAUAGCCUAAAAAGGCUUAAAUUCACCUAAAAUAGUUUAAAUUCACCUAAUAUAGCUUAAAAAGGCUUAAAUUCACCUAAUAUAGCUUAAAAAGGCUUAAAUUCACCUAAAAAUUGUCCAAAAAGGCCUAAAAUAGCUUAAUUUCACAUAAAAUAGCCUAAAUACUCACUUUUUACUUAUUGUAGAUGACUUGGCAACCAUAAUCAGAGACGGUACUUGGUUUACUAUCCGAGAUUUGUAGAUGUGAUAGAGAUAUAUGGCGCUCAGGUAUACCGUUGAUUUGCUUUGACAUGGUUGAGUACCACUACCCAAAUCGAGUGAUGUGGGAAAAUAAUGUCUCACCAUUUACUAAACAUAGUAAAGUAGUUUAUUAUUUAUCACAAUUCACAUUAUGUGAACUAUCUACUUUUGCGUGAGGAAUGUGUGCUUAACCAUUCCUAUAAUUAGCUAUGCUGUUUUUAUCAUUGUUAUGCUAUUAUAAAUAGCUUAGUGUUUGUUUAGAAUUAAAUUUACUACAAUAACAAACAUUGUAUAUUAUUCUCACCUUAUUUAUUAACAUUCCCAUUUCAUAUUUGUGGAAUUAAUAUUGCAUCUUUCGCUAGUAUAAUUUUAUCAUCUUUAUUAAUUUCUCUUAAUCUUUGGUUGAUUUUAUUGCUUCCGCGCACUCUGAAUCCUACAAAUUGGUAACAGAGCUUUAUAUAUUCAACUGAGAUUUUUUUUUUAUCAUGUCUACAAAAUUUGAUAUUGAGAAGUUUGAUGGUAAAAUUAAUUUUGCCAUAUGGCGAAUUCAAAUGCAAGCCAUUCUUACCCAGAAUGGUUUAAAGAAGGCUUUGGAUGGAAAGUCCAAAAAGUCAUCCACUUUGACAGAUGAACAAUGGGAUGAUAUGGAUGAGAAAGCGUUGUCUGUAAUUUAGUUAUGUUUGUCCCGUGAGGUGUUACGCGAGGUCAUGAGUGAAAAGUCCGUUGCCGAUAUUUGGGCUAAAUUAGAAUCUCUUUACAUGACCAAAAGCCUUGCAAACAAACUUCGCCUCAAGGAAAGACUCUUUACACUCAAAAUGGCAGAAGGUACUCCUAUUCAAACUCACCUUGAUGAGUUUAAUUCUAUUAUUGUUGAUUUGGAGAACUUGGAUGUCAAAAUUGAUGAUGAGGAUAAAGCCAUUUUACUUAUUAUUUCAUUACCACUCUCAUAUCGACACUUUAAGGAAAUAAUGUUAUACGGAAAUUAUGUUACAUUAUUCUUUAAAGAUGUCAAGUCUCACCUAUUAUCAAAAGAAAAAUUUGAUACUGAUAUAAAUACAGAACAUUCGGGUGAAGGCUUGGUUGUUAGAGGAAGAAGUUUUGAAAAAGGUAGUACAAGUAAAAACAGGUUUAAAUCAAAAUCUAGAGAUACCAAAUCUAAAUUUUGCCGUUAUUGCAAGAAAAAGGGACACGAAAUAUCUGAUUGCUAUAAAUUGAAAAAUAAGCAAGUAAAAGAACAAAAGGGUAAACUCACGCUGAAGCUAGUGUUGUUGAGUCCGGGUCAGAUGGGGAUUUAUUAUUAGCGGCUGACUCCGAACAAAGAUUUAGAAAUGAAUGGAUUCUUGAUUCUGGUUGUACAUUUCACAUGUCACCGAAUAGAGACUGGUUUACCACCUAUGAACCAGUUGAUGGUGGUCUUGUUUUGAUGGGCAAUGAUGCCCAAUGCAAGGUUGUUGGUAAAGGUACGAUCAAAAUUAAGACAAAUGAUGGCAUUACUAGAACUUUGACCGAUGUUAGACACGUUCCUGAUUUGAAACGAAAUCUUAUUUCUUUAGGCACCCUUGAAUCACUUGGGUGUAGGUAUUCAGCUGAAGGUGGAGUGCUUAAAGUGUCCAAAGGUGCUCUUGUUAUACUAAAAGCAAAUCGAUCUGGUAGUUUAUAUGUGCUACAGGGAUUUACUAUUACAGGAUUUGCAGCUACUGCCUCAUCCAAUAAUGAUAAUACAAAGUUGUGGCAUUUGAGAUUAGGCCACAUGAGUGAAAAAGGAAUGCAUGUCCUUAGCAAAAGAGGAUUCCUUGGCAAUCAUUGUACUGGUAAGGUUGGUUUCUGCGAGCAUUGUAUUUUUGGCAAGCACAAAAGAGUUAGCUUUUCAAAUGGCGUUCACCGAACUAAAGGUACAUUAGAUUAUAUUCAUUCGGACCUUUGGGGUCCUCUCACAAGUUCCUUCCACAUGAGGACGUCAUUAUAUGUUGACCAUUAUUGAUGAUUUCUCAAGAAAACUUUGGGUCUAUUUUCUUAAGUAUAAAAGUGAGGUAUUUUCAACUUUCAAGGAUUGGAAAACCUUAAUUGAAAAUCAAACUGGUAAGAAAAUUAAAAGGCUGAGAACAGACAAUGGUCUUGAAUUCUGUUUAAAUGAGUUUAAUAGGUUCUGCAAGAAAGAAGGUAUUGCAAGACAUCAUACCAUUCCAGGUACUCCACAACAAAAUGGAGUUGCAGACGAAUUAACAGAACUAUUUUGGAGAGAGUUCGUUGUAUGCUCUCUCAUUCUAGCUUGAAAAAGGGAUUUUGGGCUGAAGCGGCAAACACUGCAAGCUAUUUGAUAAACCGCUCCCCAAAUAGAUCACUUGAUGGUAAUAUUCCAAAAGAAGUUUGGUCAGGUAAUCCUGUUGAUUAUUCUAAUCUUAGAAUAUUUGGUUGUCCUGCUUAUUCACACGUAAGCGAGGGGAAAUUGGAACCUCGUGCUAAAAAGUGCAUAUUCUUAGGUUAUGGUUCAGGGGUUAAAGGUUAUCGUUUACAUGACCCUGAGUCUCGUAAAACCUUUUAUAGUAG
Molecule: messenger RNA, 8141 nt
Organism: Spinacia oleracea (spinach)
Lineage: Eukaryota; Viridiplantae; Streptophyta; Magnoliopsida; Caryophyllales; Amaranthaceae
Product: ruBisCO large subunit-binding protein subunit alpha, chloroplastic
Exons: 3
Coding region: 262-2049 (595 amino acids)
Biological process (GO): protein refolding; regulation of DNA-templated transcription
Molecular function (GO): ATP-dependent protein folding chaperone; double-stranded DNA binding; ATP binding
Source: RefSeq, a predicted model, not a curated record